AUGUCACAAACUGAAGUUGAGUUACAACUGCAAAGACUCGAAGCAUCCAACAUCUCCAUUUCUUCCACAGGACACGAUCAUCAUAUGCAAGAAGAACACGCGGGUGGUGCAGAAGGAGGAGGAGGAGGAGAAGAAGAAGACGAAGAGUUAAAUGGACCUUUACUUAUAGAACAACUUGAAGGAAAUGGUAUCACAUCGUCUGACAUUAAGAAAUUAAAAGCUGAAGGAUAUCAUACUAUUGAAUCGAUUGCUUAUACACCAAAAAGACAAUUAAUCACGGUCAAGGGUAUUAGUGAAGCUAAAGCAGAUAAGAUUUCUAAUGAAGCGGCCAAAUUAGUUCCACUUGGAUUCACCACUGCAUCUGAGUUUCAUUCAAGAAGAUCAGAGUUGAUUUGUUUGACUACUGGAUCUAAACAAUUAGAUACGUUAUUAGGUGGUGGCGUUGAAACUGGAUCCAUAACCGAAGUGUUUGGUGAGUUUAGAACUGGUAAAUCUCAAUUAUGUCAUACCCUUGCAGUCACAUGUCAGUUACCUAUAGAUAUGGGUGGUGGAGAAGGUAAAUGUCUUUACAUUGAUACUGAAGGAACAUUCAGACCCAACAGAUUAGUUUCAAUUGCCGAGAGGUAUGGACUCAGUCCUAAUGAUUGUUUAGAUAACGUUGCUUAUGCCCGUGCAUACAAUGCUGAACAUCAAUUGAAUUUAUUACAUUUAGCAGCGCAAAUGAUGGCCGAGCUGAGAUUUUCAUUAUUGAUUGUGGAUUCAAUUAUGUCAUUGUAUCGUACUGAUUAUGCCGGUAGAGGUGAAUUAAGUGCUAGACAAACAUCAGUCGCCAAGUUUAUGAGAACAUUACAAAGAUUAGCUGAUGAGUUUGGUAUUGCUGUGGUUAUCACCAAUCAAGUUGUGGCUCAAGUUGAUGGAAUGUCAGGAAUGUACAACCCUGAUCCAAAGAAACCAAUUGGUGGAAACAUUAUUGCCCAUGCUUCAACUACGAGAUUAUCAUUGAAGAAGGGAAGAGGUGAACAGAGAAUUUGUAAGAUUUACGACUCGCCUUGCUUGCCUGAAAGUGAUUGUGUGUUUGCUAUUUAUGAAGAUGGAAUUGGUGAUCCAAAAGUUGAAGAUGAAGAGUAG
Messenger RNA from Lodderomyces margitis, 1128 nucleotides. It is a transcript of the gene RAD51, whose product is annotated as recombinase. Lineage: Eukaryota; Fungi; Ascomycota; Pichiomycetes; Serinales; Debaryomycetaceae. Gene Ontology annotation, biological process: double-strand break repair via homologous recombination; mitotic recombination; mitotic recombination-dependent replication fork processing. Gene Ontology annotation, molecular function: ATP binding; single-stranded DNA binding; DNA strand exchange activity. Gene Ontology annotation, cellular component: condensed nuclear chromosome. The transcript has a single exon. The record is from RefSeq and is a predicted model, not a curated record. Bases 1 to 1128 code for a protein of 375 amino acids.